CAUUUCCGGUCAGCGUCGCCAUCUGCUUUCUCGUCCUUCUCCAAUCUCCGUGUUGUUGUUCCCGGUGACGCGGCGGAGGUGUAGCCUGACGCGGGCUCUUACGUGUCGGCCUGAAUAAAAGUGGAGCUCCGGAGACCCGGGAGUGACGAAAGGCUGUCUCUAUCGCUUUGCCAAUGAAGAUGGAGCCAGCAGCCGAGGCUCAGCAGGCGGCGGACACUGCUGUGACUGAGACGGAGAACCAGCAGAUCACCCCGGCCCAGAUCGCCACCUUAGCACAGGUGUCCAUGACAACAGGACACGCCUCGGCAACAGGACCCACUGUAACGCUGGUCCAGCUUCCCAAUGGUCAGACGGUUCAGGUCCAUGGAGUCAUUCAGGCUGCACAGCCGUCUGUUAUCCAGUCCCCACAGGUCCAGGCUGUGCAGAUCUCCACUAUAGCAGAAAGUGAGGAUUCGCAGGAAUCAGUCGACAGUGUGACGGACUCCCAGAAGCGCAGAGAGAUUCUGUCACGGCGUCCGUCAUACAGGAAAAUCCUGAACGACCUUUCAUCCGACGCACCAGCGGUUCCUCGGAUCGAGGAGGAAAAGGCUGAGGACGACUCAUCUGCCGCUGCAGCUACACCUGCCAUCACCACCGUUACCGUGCCGACCCCCAUCUACCAGACCAGCAGCGGACAGUACAUUGCGAUCACGCAGGGCGGAGCCAUUCAGCUGGCCAAUAAUGGCACAGAUGGAGUUCAAGGCCUUCAGACUCUGACCAUGACCAACGCCGCUGCAGCAGCCGCUCAGCCUGGUACCACCAUUCUGCAGUAUGCACAGACCAGCGACGGCCAGCAGAUACUGGUUCCCAGUAACCAGGUUGUGGUCCAAGCCACCUCAGGUGAUGUCCAAGCUUAUCAAAUCCGAGCAGCCCCUGCCAGCACCAUCACCCCUGGUGUCGUCAUGGCCUCCUCCCCUGCACUCCCAACACAGGGAGCCACAGAAGAAGUCACUAGAAAAAGGGAGGUCCGCCUCAUGAAGAACAGAGAGGCAGCCCGGGAAUGCCGCAGAAAGAAGAAGGAGUAUGUUAAAUGUCUGGAGAACAGAGUCGCUGUCCUGGAGAACCAAAACAAGACAUUAAUCGAAGAACUGAAAGCACUUAAAGAUCUUUACUGUCAUAAAUCCGAGUAGCUUGUCUCCUGAACACAGAGCUGGGCUAAGUAGUUUCCAGUUUCUUUCAAAUGCUUUGACUGUUUUAUUCUGCCAGCCUGGCCUUCCAAUCUGCUCACGGCUGGCCUCUUGGUUUCCUCUUAAUUUUUUAUUUAUUGGUUUCUUUUUUUUAAGCUAUACCCAUUUAACCUUCAACAGUACCACACAUUUUAACAUAAGUAACGUACUGUCAUAAGAAUAAAUAGGGAAAACAUGAGAAAAGUGCCGUCUUAAAGCUGGUACUAUAAACAGAUCCUGUUACAAUUAUUUAGUUUGGUGCUGGAUGCUGUAGAAAGCAGCAAGUCAGCAUAUCCUGCUUUAGUUGGUAAAUUAUGCAUUUCUGUUGUUUGUUUUGUGGAAAAGGUGCCUGAGUCAGAUGAUGCUGUGGAGAUCUAACCUUUUAGAUUUGUUUUCAAAUUGCAGACUCCUGUUUGAUUUUCUGUACUAGCAUAGCUAGGUCAAAGACAAAGGUCAGUUUCUGAGACAUACCGAAGAUGUUAAUGGCUGUUUCUCAGCUUUUAAACAUCGUUCCGCCUCAUUGAACUCUAGGAUAGUUUCACUUUAAUUGUGCAAGCAAUAAUGUCUUCAAGGUACAUCUGUUUACCCUGUGUUAUGAUUUACAACACUGUUGUAAUUGCCUACAAAAAAAGGCCAGACAAUGACAAGCCUCCUAAGACAUAUUGCCUUUUUAGUUAAAUAUCAAUGUUUUAUAUCAUAUCGAUAUACUAAAUGGUCCUAUUAUUAAAUAUGUCUAUAGUUAGAAUCUUAGUAAGCUGGACUUGGUGUGUCAGAGUCAGACUGAAAAAUACUGUAAAUCUAACCUUGAUGUGCAACUAAUGGAAAAGUAGUGAAACUCGCUCCCAAAAAUAUCACUCAAAAAAAGGAGAGUUGUGACAUAAACAAAGCACUUAUUUGAUUUGUUGUUUGUUGUAUAUUUAUUAACCUCUACACUAAGAAUAACUAAAGAUGAGAUUUUUUUUUUCAUUUGCAGAACUGAUCUAAGUCAUUUAAAAAUAGGCAUUUGGCAAUACUUCAACAUAAUCCUAAACUCGGGAAAAAAAUUCCAUCUGCUUUCAAUAAAAUAAAACUACAUUUCAUAAGCGUGACUUAAGGAACAUUGAUUGUGUAGCAUUAAUUUGAUUUAAUAAAGGCAAUCAGGAUCUUAACUAAUGAAUUUUCUUUUUUUUAUUAUUAUAUUUCUGCCAGCUGGAAUGCCUGCACAGCCUCAAUAUGCUCUCCCAACCAGUCAGUUAGGUUUGGAAAGCUAGUAUAAUGUUCUAAUAGUAAAGCUUGCAUAGCUUUAUCAUUUUUUAAUACAGAAUCUUCAACAAACUCCCCUCCUGCACCUUCUGUAGAUGUUUUCCUGCAGGGCAGUUUGCUAAUGAGGCUGCAGAUGAAACCUAUUGGUUCUGAUAGUAAAUUAUCUGGUUCAAUUUCACCAAUGCGCUGUACGUCAGCUGCGCUCUGUGCACCUGUUCUAGGACGCCUAUGGGUAUCCGAGCAUGUCGCAGAGCAGCAUUGCGUUUUUCAGACAUUAGUGUUACACGGCAUGCUGGGAUUGCAGCUUAAAAAAAUCUCAAACAGUAAAGAUAACAAAGGCGUCCCUGAAUAAUUGUGUUAGCUUUUUUUUCCCCAUCAUCAUAACAUAUGUCAAAGCUCAUAUAAUGAGGUAAUAAUUUGGAAAAAAAAAUGUAAGCAGUGUUUUUGCAAGAGACCAAAACAAUCUUUAUAAAAUCGUAUAGCAAUAGUCCAGUUGGAUUGCAUCUUUCUUUUACUUGCACAGCAGUUAUUUUGUUUUUUGAAGGCGUUUUAAGUUUCUGCAUUGAAAUGGAUGUUUCUUCUUAUCGACAUUUAUGUCACUUGUUACAUCCCCCGUAUACAACAGCUUGUGUAGAAUAAAACAUUUUAUUGCAAAAGAGCACAGCCUAAAAAUAAAAAAGGGGGUCAAAGUUAAUAUAACUUUGUAUAAAAUGAUGCUCAAUGAAUUCCUUUUCAUUUCAUUUGGUAUUCUUUGAAAUAUUUCACUUUUGUUUAUAUGAACCAUUUAAAUGUAUGAAAUUGUGUUUUAUUUUCUAGCAAAUCUGUUCUAAAGCAAAACAUUUUGCUACAAUUUCUUGAAAAUAACACAAGUUGUAUAUUCACUCCUGUUGGAAUGAGAUCACUUGUAUGUGUGCGUGUGCAUUGAGAAGAAAUGUGUAUGUGGCUGUCUAUAUUUUAUAUUACUGUACAUAGACUACAGCAUGUGUAGACCAUAUAUUUCAGUUUGACAAAUGUUUUUAUGACUUGUAUUGAAGAAAAAAAGACUUUGCAUAUUUGUAAUAUACAUCAGUGUAUAAUUCUAAGCAAUGUUUUGUGUGUGUGUGUGUGUGCAUUGUUGUGUCCCUCCUGGCCAACCAGCAUUAUGGCAGCUAGUGAAUGAGGAAGGGCCUGUGUUGGAGGGGUUUAUUUUUGGAAUGUUUCAAUCUGUUUUGGAUCAGCAGUGUGUUAAGAGAAAGAGUUCAUUCGCUUGAAAGACGUCGGGCCACUAAAGAAGUGAAUUUGAUCUUUUUUUUUCUUCUGUUCAUCUGUGAAUGUGACUGUUUUGAUUAUUAUAUGUAUAUUUUCUAAUAUUUGAAAUGUAAACUGCUCCAACACCAAAUCCUUUUAUAUAAUACAAUGGUGUCAAAUGAAAGCACAAUGGGGUUUUUUCUCUGCAUUGAA
This is a messenger RNA of Cyprinodon tularosa, 3887 nucleotides long. It is a transcript of the gene creb1b, whose product is annotated as cAMP responsive element binding protein 1b. Gene Ontology annotation, biological process: regulation of transcription by RNA polymerase II. Gene Ontology annotation, molecular function: DNA-binding transcription factor activity, RNA polymerase II-specific; protein binding; cAMP response element binding. The record is from RefSeq and is a predicted model, not a curated record. The transcript has 8 exons. Bases 174 to 1169 code for a protein of 331 amino acids. NCBI's taxonomy places the organism in Eukaryota, Metazoa, Chordata, Actinopteri, Cyprinodontiformes, Cyprinodontidae. Gene Ontology annotation, cellular component: nucleus; ATF4-CREB1 transcription factor complex.